Messenger RNA from Toxotes jaculatrix (banded archerfish), 3134 nucleotides. RefSeq names its product inter-alpha-trypsin inhibitor heavy chain 3b, tandem duplicate 2 (gene itih3b.2). Lineage: Eukaryota; Metazoa; Chordata; Actinopteri; Toxotidae. The transcript is spliced from 22 exons. Bases 82 to 2889 code for a protein of 935 amino acids. The record is from RefSeq and is a predicted model, not a curated record.
GUACACAUUAAUGCUGUCCUUGUCUGUUUGAGUUUAAAAGACAGUUUCGGCUGCCUGGGUUGCACUCGGACAGGAGCCAUCAUGGUGAGAGCUGUGGUGCAAAUCACCCUCUUUGGGUUGCUGCUGACUUUGGUUACCACACAGCCAAACAAGGAUGACUGGGACAUCUACAGCUUUCACAUCAACUCUACCGUGACCAGUCGUUAUGCCACCACUGUCAUCACAAGCCGCGUGGCAAAUCGUAUGGAAGAGUCAAAGGAAAUAGAAUUCCAUGUCCGGAUUCCCAAGAAUGCCUUCAUCAGUAAAUUCAGAAUGUUUAUGGAUGGGCAGGUGUACGAUGGUGUCGUGAAAGCUAAGGAGCAAGCUCAGCAGCAGUAUACUCAGGCUGUGUCCCGUGGCCAAAGUGCUGGGCUUGUCAGCUCUGUUGGACGGACUCUGGAGGAAUUUAAGACCUCAGUGACUGUGGCUGCUCACAAAAAGGUGACUUUUGAACUCACAUAUGAGGAACUGCUGAAACGUAAGCUUGGCAAGUACGAGUUGCAAAUCCACGCUCGCCCCAUGCAGCCGGUCAAAGACUUCAAGGUUGAUGUGUACAUUCAUGACACAGCCAGCAUCAGUUAUAUUGAGGUUAAAGGAGAUCUAAGCACCGAAGCCCUGGCUAAUGCUAUCACCAAAACACACACAGACAAACAGGCGUGGGUGUAUUUUUACCCCACAGAGGAACAACAGAAAACAUGUGGCAGCUGUGGCAAUGAGGGUAUGAAUGGAGAUCUGGUUAUUGUUUAUGAUGUCAACAGGGACACCUCACUGGGACACAUCACGAGCUCAAGCGGGUACUUUGUUCAUCACUUUGCUCCAUCUAGUCUUCCCCGCAUACCAAAGAAUGUUGUCUUUGUCAUCGAUCAAAGUGGCUCCAUGCAUGGCAGAAAAAUAGAACAGACCAGAAUAGCACUAAUCCACAUCUUGAAUGACCUGAAAGAAGAUGACUACUUUGGUCUCAUCACUUUUGAUAGCUCCAUUUUUCACUGGAAACGAAAACUUGUUCAGGCCACCAAGAGGAACCUGGAGAGUGCCAAGAACUUUGCACAGAAUAUUAAAGAUAGAGGAGCCACAGACAUUAACAGUGCAGUGUUGGAAGGAGCUCGUAUGCUGAAUGCAAAUCCCAGAGAAACUUCAGCAUCUAUCCUUAUACUUCUCACUGAUGGAGACCCAACCACAGGGGUGACAGCUCUCAAAACAAUACAGUCAAAUGCAAGAGAGGCCAUUGGAGGCAAAUUCCCCCUGUACUGUCUUGGUUUUGGUUUUGAUGUCAAUUUUGACUUCCUUAAGACAAUGUCGCUGCAAAACAAUGGUGUGGCACGACGAAUUUAUGAGGAUUCUGAUGCUGAUUUGCAGUUGAAGGGAUUCUAUGAAGAGGUGGCAACUCCUCUGUUGACAGAUGUGACAAUGAUCUAUCUGGGUGGGACCAAUCUAACCCAGACUAACUUCAGCCAAUAUUAUAAUGGCUCUGAGAUUGUGGUGGCCGGUCAGAUCACUGACAACAGCCUUGAUACCUUCAUCCCCCAAGUUGUGGCCAUUUCAGGGAAUAGAAAGAUGAUAUUUUCUGACUCAAACGCCACUGUGGAGUCUACUGGAGCAAUGUCUGAAGACCGCAUCCAAAGGGUUUGGGCCUACCUUACAGUCCAGCAGCUUCUGGAGAAAGAGUUGCAGUCAUCUGAAACUGAGAAGGAGAAAGUCAAGAAAGAGGCCUUGGAGCUGUCGCUGAAGUACAGCUUUGUGACCCCACUCACAUCCAUGGUUGUCACCAAGCCUCCAGGGGAGAACACAGAUGUGCUCCAUAAACCCAAGGAAGGUGAAACACCUGAGCUGGAGCUGGGGCUGGUGCAAGCUUAUCAAAAAGCGUCCUCACCCAGGUUGAUUGGUGGCACCUCAGUUAUCUCCAGAGUUCAUUCUCAUGGUUAUAGUCACAGCCCUAAAGCUCCCAGGAACAGGGUAAUGAUGCACAGAAAGCCCCCCCUAAUUGGAGGAUCCCGGGACUUCCAAUUACCACAUAUUUCAGGACUUCUUCUUCAAGGAGGAUUUGAUGCACAAAUCAGCCGUUUUGACAAUUUACCAGCCCCAACAGUUAUUGGUAAAGUAUCUCACAGAUCUUCUUCACCUAUACUGGCCAAUGACUAUGAUGAUGAUGUACAAAAUGCUGUUGCUGUAACAACUUCUUCACUAAUCGACGAAGAUGAAAGUCUGCCAGCCACAGCAACUAGUGUUCCUCUUGUCCACAGGUUUUUGCUAAAAACUGAGAAUCAGUCUCUUCCUCUAUGCUUUGAUGUCACUGGAAACAUGGGCCUUAAACUACUUCAUCAGCCCAGCAGGGAACUGUCUAUAAACGGAGAGCUUGAUUCGGAAGAAAAGGGAGGCUUCUCAAGGAUCGUCAUCCACUUCAGAACUGACCAGUAUGUUGAGAUUGACACCAGGGAAAUCAUUGUACACGAUGGACAAAGAGCGAUACACCACACUGGAGAGGAUCUCAUCACAGCUGGAAGUGUGACUGUGAUUAAGCGGCAGAAUGAAGUAGAUGUUGCAGCUGGAGAUAUCCGCAUUGUCAUCUUAUUACAAGAGAAGAGCGGGAUAGAAUUCCUGUGGCCGGUUUUGAGACAGAAGUCAUCUGACAACAGCACUGAAGGAAUUUUAGUUCUCAAGCCAGCAGUUUAUCAAGAGGUGCAACAAACUCCCUUAACAAAGCUCAUUAUCAAUGACCAGGAGAUUGAUGUUACCAGGUCCAGAGCUGUUGACUACAGCAUUAUCUUCCCCCCAACACUGGACUGCUGGCUCAUGUCUGCUGAGUCUGCCCUGCAGAGACCCCUGGAUGAUUUUAUCGUUUCACAAAUCUAACUGUGAACCAUGCUGAAUCACUUGAAAAGAUUUAAUUUUAAGUUGUAUACAAUGCAAUUUCAUUCAAGAAACAAUCAAGAAUUCAUAGUGACAUUUCUACAGCACAAUAGCCGUGCAUGGCAUCAACUUCAUCCUGAAUGCACAGGCUUGUCAAUGCUAAACACCAAUUCUACACUUUUAUUAUUCACAUAAAAUUAAAAAGUUAAAAUCAUGUAGUUACAAAUAAACUUAAUUUUCAGUGAUAA